CAUUUAAAACACAGUCCAAAUACCCAACAAUACUGGAAGAGAAACGCGGCAACUCCGGUGAGCGAAUCCUCAAAUCCCUAGAGAUUUCUCGAUUUUCGUUCAUCGGUCUCGUCGUCGGGGAACCAUUGAGGAUUGAGAUCAUCACCUCGUUCCAUCUCCCGAAUCGCUCUAGACUGAUGCUGAUGAUGGAUACCGAACCUGAUCAGCAACAUCAACACCCGCCGCAAAAGCAAAAGCGACUGUCGAGAAGGAGAUGGACACCGUCUCUCGACAAGGUGUUGGCCGAUCUGGUGGUGAAACAGAUCAAUCAAGGGAACAGACAGAACAACGGUUUCGACAGGAAGACGUGGGUCAACAUGCGUAACGAGUUCAACCACCAGACGGGACUCAACUACAACAACAACCAGCUUAGGAAACAUCUUAAUGUGCUGAGACAGCGUUAUGAUUCGGUUAAAUCUUCUCAGCUUCAUAACCAGCUUGUUAUUGAGGAUGAUGCAGGAGGAUGUAUCUUGGGGUUGGACUUGUGGGAAGAUUUUGGUGUGCAGCCUAGGAGUGAACCUGUUAAAGUUAAAGAGUGUCCUAUCUAUGACCAGCUUUCUACUAUAUACGGUGAUGUUUCUUCUGAAGGGAUGUAUGCUCAGUCAAGUCACUUCGAGGGGUUAGACGAAUCAAUGCCAAAUCAUAAUAAUACCUCUGAGAGUUUGCCAACACCAAAUGUGGAGAGGAAGAGGAAGAGAGAGACUUCUUCUGUGUCCCCGAGCCAGAUUGAUCCAGCAGUAAUGGAAACUAUGGCAGGUACUUUGUCGGACAUGAUCACUAGUCUGAGGUCAAGGAUUGGUGGUUUGGAUACGGAAGAAGAAGACGAGAGGUUUAGUAUCGCAAAAUGCAUCGGUGCGCUUGACGAGAUUGAGAAUGUGGAUGAAGGUGUCUACUUUGGAGCUUUGGAUCUUUUUGAGAGUCCUGGUCUUAGAGAGACAUUUAUCUCUCUUAAAGCUAACAAGUUGCGCUUGACAUGGUUGCAAGUUAAGUGCAGGAACAAAGUUACUCCUUCAGUUGCACAGCUAGGUUGACUUCAACCUAUAUAUUUAUAUAUAUUGAUUUGGUCUUUUGUAGGUUUUUUUUUUGAUUGCUGAUGAUAAAUAGUUGAGGAGUGAAAUAGUAUCAGCUGUGUAAGUUUUAGUUUAUCAUGUUUGCUCAUUAUAUCUUUCAACUGUUUCAGUAUUCAAAGUCUUGAGUUCUCACA
Molecule: messenger RNA, 1243 nt
Organism: Raphanus sativus (radish)
Lineage: Eukaryota; Viridiplantae; Streptophyta; Magnoliopsida; Brassicales; Brassicaceae
Product: L10-interacting MYB domain-containing protein
Exons: 3
Coding region: 177-1070 (297 amino acids)
Source: RefSeq, a predicted model, not a curated record